Molecule: messenger RNA, 2344 nt
Organism: Rana temporaria (common frog)
Lineage: Eukaryota; Metazoa; Chordata; Amphibia; Anura; Ranidae
Gene: PARP3
Product: poly(ADP-ribose) polymerase family member 3
Exons: 11
Coding region: 190-1830 (546 amino acids)
Cellular component (GO): site of double-strand break
Molecular function (GO): NAD+ poly-ADP-ribosyltransferase activity
Source: RefSeq, a predicted model, not a curated record
AUUCCUAUGAAGGGGAAGUACCAACAGUGUUCAGGUAGGUGGUACGUGUCAAAGUAACAUUCCCGUGAAUGGGAGGAGCCAAGGUUUCCCAGCAGAACAUUGUCCAAAGUGUCACCCUGCCUCCGCCGGCUUGUCUUCUUCCUAUACUGCAUCCUGGUGCCAUCUCUUCUCCAGAGACAACAUCCAAAGAUGGCUCCCAAGAAGAGGGCGGCGGCCCAGGCCAAGGGCACCAGGAAGGGCAAGAAGGCAAAAGUCAAAGAGGAAAUUAAGGAGGAGGAGAUUCAGGCCCCGCCCCCCGACCGCUUCCAGAGCGCCGUACAGGCGCUGAAAGCUGCUUCUGGGAAGAAAGGGAAGGCCAAGGUGGACUCUGCGUGUACGCUGACCCAUUGUGCCGGGUACGAGGUGUUUGGGGACUAUGACUGCAUGCUGAACCAAACCAACAUCGGGCACAACAACAAUAAAUUCUACAUCAUCCAGCUUCUCCAUUGGCCUGCCGGUAAACCCCCCCAAUACGUCACCUGGAAUCGCUGGGGCCGCGUGGGGGAGUCCGGCCAGAACAAGACGAGUUAUUUCACAGAUGAAGCUGCUGCCAAGAAGGAUUUUGAGAAGAAGUUCAAGGAUAAGACGAAGAACAACUGGUCAGAUCGUGAUAAUUUCACAGCGCACGCCGGAAAAUACACCAUGAUCGAGGUGGAGCAUGACGACGACGAGGAGGACAACGGAGAGGCCAUGGUCAAGGUGGACACAGUGGACGGCGUGCCAAAGAAGGUGAAGACUUGUUCCCUGGACAAACCCACCCAGGACCUCAUGACCCUGAUCUUCAGCAGCGACAUGUUCAAGGAGGCCAUGCAGACCAUGAAUCUGGACAUAAAGAAGAUGCCGCUGGGGAAGUUGAGCAAGGGGCAGAUAGCGAAGGGGUUCGACGCUCUGGAGAACCUGCAGGCCGCGCUAGACAGAAAAGCCAAAAAGCCGGAGCUGAGUGACCUGUCCUCCCGCUUCUACACCAUCAUUCCACACAACUUCGGGCGACAGACACCCCCCAUUAUCGACACCCUGGAGGUCCUGCAAGCCAAGAAGGACAUGCUGCUGGUCUUGGCGGACAUCGAGCUGGCUCAGACUUUGCAGGCGGACAAGGUGAAGCAGGAAGAGGAAUCCCAACUGGAAGAGGUCCCCCACCCGCUGGAUGUGGAUUAUCAGCUAUUGAAGUGUGAGCUGGACUUACUAACUCCUAAAUCGGAGGAGUACAAGGUGAUUGAUAAGUAUGUGAAGAAUACGGGACCCACCUACAGGUCGCUGAAAAUCCUGAAUGUCUGGCGCGUGGCCCGAGACUUGGAGGAGGAAAGACUGAAAGAGCACGAGGACAUCGAGAACCGGCGCUUGCUGUGGCACGGCACCAACGUAGCAGUGGUGGCGGCCAUCCUGAAGAGCGGCCUGCGCAUAAUGCCCCAUUCAGGAGGGCGAGUGGGCAGAGGGAUCUACUUCGCCUCAGAGAACAGUAAAUCUGCAGGAUACGUUGGCUGCACCUCGAAGGCCCUUGGAAUCAUGUUUCUGAAUGAAGUGGCCUUGGGGGAGGAGUAUCACAUCACCACAGAUGACUGCUCCUUGAAGAAGGCCCCUGCGGGCUACGACAGUGUGGUGGCACGUGGAAUGACAGAGCCAGACCCCAAGAAGGAUGCCGAGCUGACCUUGGACGGGCGGAAAAUCAUUGUCCCUCAAGGACCGCCCAUACAAAUGCCUAAAUUCAAAGACUCGCACUUCGGUCAGAGCGAAUACCUCGUCUACAAGGAGAGCCAGGCCCGUAUGCGCUACCUGCUGCUCCUGCAGUUCUAGAAGGCCGCCUCCCACUGCGCACAUUAAUGUGUCUUCUUCAAUCGACUGGACCCCGCUUUACUGGCAAUUCUACCAAUAUUUACCAUUAUACAAUAACUCAGCACACGGGAACAUAAGACAUGAGGAAAGCCAAUCGGAUGGUGAGGAAUCGGUGACAUCACCGACGCACAGUCCUAAAUUCUGGCCCAUGAUGGCGGCCUCCAGUGGCUACAUAACCAGAAUCAAAUCUUGUUCAAGAAAUCCAAUCAGGAGUGGACACAGUCAGUGGGUGGCUUUUGGAACAGAACUGAAUGAGUAAGAUCUGGCUGAGGGCGCCGGAAUUCUCCAACCGAAGCAUUGUUCCCUAGUUUUAGAUAGAAAUGGGGUAGGGCUUAACCCUUGCGUGUCAUUUUUAUGCCCUUCUGGCCCCCAAUUGGGGGGUCUAUGGGUGGCUCCAACUGGACUUGGAAUUACAUUGACGUGAGGGAGAAGCGGUUGAGGUUGCCCGCAUUCUACACCCAAAACAUUUUGGGCC